AUUUUAAACAGUGGAUCUUCGUUUAGCUCUUCUAGCACUAUAUUAGUUCAGUUUCUUCCACAAUAUCGUCGCGUGGAGGGUGCCUCAUUUUACUGCAAUUUUAAAAUUCGGAAUUGCCCCAUGAAGUUAUCAUUAGAUCAGUGCGCUACUAUUGACAAGGAAAUGGCCAAUGUUGCUGCAGUUGAGGUUUACGGGUGUGGUGGUGCAGAUGUCUUUGAUGACCAGCAAAAACAAAAAGAGCGUCAGAAACGCCAAGUAGAAAAAAACCAAAAGGUCCCGCUGCCGGGUAACUGGGACGACAAUCCUGACAAGUUUCUUUUGGAGCUGGGUGGCGUUUAUUCGACUGCAGAUCGUCGUGAAAUAUUUCGCCGCGAUGAAGAGGGGACAAAGUAG
Enterobius vermicularis (human pinworm) is the source of this 393-nucleotide messenger RNA. The record is from the annotation of a GenBank genome assembly. NCBI's taxonomy places the organism in Eukaryota, Metazoa, Nematoda, Chromadorea, Rhabditida, Oxyuridae.